This is a messenger RNA of Aspergillus aculeatinus CBS 121060, 1440 nucleotides long. RefSeq names its product amine oxidase, flavin-containing superfamily. NCBI's taxonomy places the organism in Eukaryota, Fungi, Ascomycota, Eurotiomycetes, Eurotiales, Aspergillaceae. The coding region runs from base 1 to 1440 and encodes 479 amino acids. The record is from RefSeq and is a predicted model, not a curated record. The transcript has a single exon.
AUGCGGGCUUUGCAAUUCGCCUGGUCGCUUCUAAUCCUCCAAGCCGCAUUAUGUCUACAAGCCACUCAUGCACGCCCUGAUGCAUGGACAAGUUCCAAUUCGUCCUGGCCCGAACCGCAACAGAGCAUCAUCAGAGAUGUAGCCAUCAUCGGCGGUGGCUCAGCCGGAACAUACGCCGCAAUCCGUCUACGCCAGAUGAACUAUAGCGUCGUCGUUAUCGAGAAGGAAGAUCAUCUUGGCGGGCACGUCAACACAUACACCGAGCCGGCGACAGGAAUUGCCGCCGACUACGGAGUGCUAUACUUCGAAGAUGAGCCCUGGGUCCGCGACUACAUUGCUUAUCUCCACGUACCGGUGGUCAAGGUCUCCGUUCUGGGGCAAGGCGUGAUGCGCCGUGUCGAUAUGCGAACCGGGGCCUCCGUGCCCCUCUCAGAUGGAACCACGAUCCCCGCGAUGGCGGCGUAUGCGGCGCAGUUACUGAAAUAUCCCUAUCUCAACACCGGGUUUAACCUUCCCGACCCCGUCCCGGAAGACCUCCUGCUCCCCUUUGGCGAGUUCAUCAGGAAAUACAAUCUGGACGGGGCAGUGGACAUUAUUGCGCUAUUUAACCAAGGCGUCGGAGACCUGCUGCAACAGCUCACCCUCUACAUGAUGAAGUACUUCAGCCUGGGUGUGCUUCGAGAUGCGAUCGGAGGGUUUCUCCAACCCGCCAGCCACAACAACAGUGACCUCUACGGAGCAGCACAGCGAGAGCUGGGGAGCGACGCACUACUCAGCAGCACUGUUACCGCCACAAACCGUGACGACGGAGGGGAGGGAGGGGAGGACGACUGGGUCCAGCUGCAAACGCGCACGCCCACCGGGGAGCAGACAAUCCAGGCCAAGAAGCUGAUUGUCGCCAUCCAGCCCAAGCUCGAGAAUCUGGCCGCGAUCGACCUCGAUCCGACCGAGCGGGACCUCUUCGGCCAGUUCAACAGCACCAACUACUACACCUCUCUUGCCCAUGUGCCCGGACUCCCCGUGGGCUCUCUCGUCCUGAAUCGUGCAACGGAUACCCCGUACCAUCUACCGCCGCAGCCAGCGGUCUAUGUCAUGAGGCCGACCCAGUCUCCGAACCUGACCUCCAUCCUGUACGGGAGCGUGGAUCAUAUGAGCGAGGAGGAGGUCAAAAGACAUAUCACGCAGAGCGUGCUGCAACUGAGGCAUGCGGGUAUUCCGGUCCAGGCGCCGGAGUUUGUGGUCUACUCCGAUCAUUUUCCGUUCUUGUUGACCGUCUCGGCGGAUGCGAUCCGCGGGGGCUUCUAUCGGCAGUUGAACGCCUUGCAGGGGCGUCGCAAUACGUACUACAUGUCUGCGUCGCUCAAUACCCAUGACUCGGCGGAGAUUUGGCGCUUCAUUGACGAGAUGUUGAGGACGCAUUUCUCGCAACCGGAGGAUUAG